Molecule: messenger RNA, 915 nt
Organism: Hevea brasiliensis (rubber tree)
Lineage: Eukaryota; Viridiplantae; Streptophyta; Magnoliopsida; Malpighiales; Euphorbiaceae
Cellular component (GO): mitochondrion
Molecular function (GO): prostaglandin-E synthase activity
Source: RefSeq, a predicted model, not a curated record
GAUUACAAGAAGGUGCCUAUACUAACAGUUGAUGGAGAAACAGAUGGUUGAUUAUUAAGAUGUAAUUAACAAGCUGUUCCAAGGGAUUCAUCAUGAUAAUUUUAUCCCAAGCAGUGACAAAGAAAGCAAGAGGCGUGGGCUAUUUCAGCUUCACAGAGAGGUUGGUAGUGAAGUAUGCUGGAGCUGCAGCAAUGUACUUUGUGUCAAAGAAACUGAAGAAGAGACAUGAUAUCACUGAUGAACGUGCAGCCUUGUAUGAUGAUGCAGAAACAUGGGUGGAUGCCUAUGGUCAAGAAUAUCCAGGUGACACAAAACCUAAUUUAGCUGAUCUUGCCGUCUUUGGCAUUCUAAGGCCCAUUGGGUAUCUGAAGUCUGGUAAAGAUAUGGUGGAGCACACGCUCAUUGGUGAAUGUUACUCUCAGAUGGAACUGGCACUGGGAGAGCCUACCAGAGUUUAAGGCGUGAAACAGUAUGAAGAUUUUAUUGCUUGAUUCAAAAUUGAAAUGUGAUACACCUUGAGAUAUGUGGAAUUUUAAUUAGAUGGACCACCCAUCAAAUUUUCAUAAAGUAAAUUACAUAAAGAAUUGAUUUUUGACUAGGAAAAGGAACUGCUGAUCUCAAGAUUCAAGCCUAGUUAUGUUUCAUGGUUGAGAAUAAUUUUAUGAUUCUUGAACACUGAUCUUGCUGGUUCUUUUCAUCUGGUUUUAUCUAUUGUGAUUCUUUUCCCUCUCUUUAUUUUGGAGUAAAAAAAUGUGUAAUUUUGAUGUAGGAGUGUUUAUACCUAGACUAGGAAACAAUGAAACAACAUGGGCAAAUUAUCCAUGCACAUCGUUAUGCAUAUGCUGAAAGUGGUAGAUUGUAAUGUUGCUAACCUUAUAGGUUUUAUACCAUGCAGUUGGAUGGGUUUGCUAAGCA